UCAAAAGGCAGCCACAUAAAAUUAUGAAAUAAAUCAUUGAAUUGAUUUCACUUCGAAUUCACAUUUGUCCUCUGUAAAUGGCUGUCGUCCUCUCUCUGUUGUGUUUGUGUAGACAUAGCGGACAUCAGACUCAUUCGCUGUGGUGGUCGUUGUUGUUUAUGAGGUAGACAAGAAUAAAUCUGACUGACUUUUGAUUCAAUGAAUCACUCAAGCGCAAGUUUGAUUCACUGAAACGGGCGGUUCUAAGGAAUCGGUUCGGUAAACCCAGUCGAACUGAACCAUCACUGUUACGCGCAUGAUCUGCGGAAGUAGCCUCGGACUGGAGCGAGAGAGGAUGGACUGGGUUGCCAAAUGCUUCUUUAUAACUCCUCUCUUCAUUGUGUCAGAGGUCCUUCUUGUUUUCGUGAAUCGUCCAGGCCCCUCAAAGCAUCAGUAAAUAAAUCAGUGUGCACACGCACUUUUUAUGAACGCGAAAUACAUUUUACGCGUAUUUUUAACGCUACAGUGGGUGAAUAAAAGAAGAAUGAAAUCAUGUGAGGAAGUGCCGAAAUUGGGAAACGCCCCACUGUUGCUUGGCAACAGGAAAACAUUGUACCUUGCACGACGGGCCUGGUGCAGAAAAUGGAAAAUGCUUCUGGCAGCAUUUCGUCAGUUAUAAGAGCAAUGUUUCAGACAUAACCUGCAGUGUUUGGAAGAAAAGGUCUCAGGAUGAACUACAGCGAGCUUGUCAGAGAGGCCAUCACACUGCUGGACAAGUAUGAGCCAGACAAACAGAGUGUGGACAGUUUUAUAGAGGAUUCUGCCAAGACCCUUGGGAACCAUCCUUCUGCUGAUCAGACCUUUAUCACUGAUACAGUUUAUGGAUGCGUUGUGCACCGAAGGCUUUUGGAUAUUGUGGUCAACGUCUUUUAUGAUCAGAAUGGGAAAUCUUUAUUCAAAGCUGAUCGGAACAAAUUUGGUGUGGUGUGUUACCUUGCCAUGUUCCAUCUUGAAGAUCUGGGCUUGGAGCAGUUCAGUAGAAUAAUCAAGUCUCUGGACACCUCAAAAAUGCACAAGUUCCUUAGUUUUUUCUUCAGUGUCACCAAUCUCACCACCUGGAUUCAUGGGGAGUGGAGUCAGAUCUAUGAUGCUGACUACGUAGAACACAAGUGGAUAACUCCAUUACUGAGAUGGCGAGCUGAGAUCGAAGGUCUGCUAGAUUACCUAAGCAAGAAAAUGACCAAAGGCAGUCUGCCAAGGAAAUCCCCUAAGAAGUGCACACAACCUCAGAAGUUUGAUCUGACGAAGCCCAAACCUCGUCCACUCCCUGCUCCUGAGCCUAUUCCACAGCAGGAGAAAACCAAGCCAGUACCAAUGAGCACCCAUAGAGCUCCAAAAGAGCCGCAACUACUGGAGGACAUCAAACAGAAGAAUCAUCUGAAAGCACAGCAAGUCCUGUAUGAAGCGAAUAUUCAGCAGUUCCGAUGUGCAAACUCACAGAAGUCUGAAAAGACACAGAACGCAAUGUCCCAGAUUCAGCAAAACUUCGAUUCCAAACUCAAAUUUGACAGUGUUUACUCCUCCGGGACCCCAGCCACCCAAAAGAUGAACAAUUUACCCGUCAGACUGAACACAACAGCUAUCCUGCGGGAGGGAGCACUGUAUAAUCGGCAGAUGGAAGAGGAGCUGAAUAGGCUUGAGCGUCUGAUGCAGGGGGCAAAUGAGCCCUCUGCAUUCCUGCAGUGGCAAAAAGAGAUGAGGGAGAAGGACCUGCAGGAAGAGUUGGCCCAGGUGGAGCGCAGGAGACUGGAGGGGAAGAUUAGCUACGAGGAGGCUCUGCUGGCACGGCAGCGUGUGCUAGAGCUCAACCAGCACAAAGCCCAGCUCAAAAAGGAGGAGACUGCAGAGCUGAUGCGCAAGUAUGCAGAGAAACGUCUGAGGGAGGAGGAGGAGAUGAGAGAGCUGGUGCAGCAGGUGGCUAGUGGGCACAAAAACUCCAAAGCUGCCAAAAUCAAACUGCAAGAAAUCAAACAACGUAUUGUGAAAGAGGUUUCUGAGCAGAGCAGGGAGCUCCUUCGGCAGGCACUGGAGGAAGCCCAGGCUGAGCUGAGCCGCAAGUUCGAGCUCAUUUGUCAGAUUCGAGCUAUUGAGUCUGUGCCUCAUAACAGACAGAGGUUUCUGGAUGAUACACAGACAGGAGGUCAUGAACUGCUAUGCGAGAUGUCACUGGUAGAGCUACGGGAGCGCUUGGCCAGGCUGAGGGAGGAGGAGCAGCGGGAGCAGGAGGAGAAGAGGCACAGGAUCCAUGAGGAGAAACAGAGCAGAGAGCAGCUACUGCUGGAGCAGCUGGAUACCAUUUCUAUGUGCAGGACUGCAGCACGACAUGCCACUGCACAAAAGCAGGAGGAGAAGAAAAAAAGACUGAAGCUACAGGAGGCAGUCAGUAUGGAUGAAAGAGUGAUGGCCCUGCAGAAGACCCUGGAGAUGAAGCAGCAGGAGAGACAGAACAAGAGGGAGAGAGAAAAUGCCAAAGCGAACAUAAAUAAACAGAUAGCUACUCAGAAAGUCAAGAGCUAUAUCCAAGAAAAGCAGGCAUUGGAGGAGCAACACUGGUUGCAGCUGGAACAGGCUUUAGAGAGGCAAGUCCAAAAAGAAGCAUCCAGGAGGAACACUUCAGGCCAGAACUAUGGCAUAGCUACAUAAGACCUUUUCCCAUCAUCUAUAUGAGGAAAUUUAAU
This is a messenger RNA of Colossoma macropomum (tambaqui), 2717 nucleotides long. It is a transcript of the gene cfap99, whose product is annotated as cilia and flagella associated protein 99. Lineage: Eukaryota; Metazoa; Chordata; Actinopteri; Characiformes; Serrasalmidae. The transcript is spliced from 16 exons. Bases 709 to 2682 code for a protein of 657 amino acids. The record is from RefSeq and is a predicted model, not a curated record.